AUGGCACUUCCACCAUUUACACAGGCAUCAUUUUCAUCGUCUGAUGUUGAAGAGGAUGAACAUGAAGAAGGUGAAUACAAAGAAACCGAAGAAUAUGAAGAAGAAUAUCUUAAAUUUAUUUCAAAAAAUCCUUCGAUCAAACUAUCAUCGCCAUCACCAAAAUUGCUUGUUUUAGAUUUAAAUGGGACAUUAGUUUAUCGAAAAAAAAGUCAAAGAUCAAAAAUAACUAGAGUAGUACUUCGACCAUAUAUAAGUGAAUUCAUUAAGUAUGUUCUUUUUUCUGGCAAUUUUUUGGUUAUGACUUGGUCAUCUGCUAGACCUGAAAAUGUUGAUUUAAUGGUCGAAGAAGCUUUUGGCGAUUUCCGUAAACAUUUAUUGGCUGUUUGGGGUAGAGAUACAUUUGGUAUGACUGAACAAGAAUACCUUUCAAAAACCGAAACCAUUAAAGAUCUAAGGAAAGUUUGGGAUAAAUUGAAUAAUAAUAAUCAUAAAGGAUAUUUUAAAUUUGAUCAAACUAAUACAAUAAUAAUUGAUGAUUCAAGUAUUAAAACUAAAUUGCAACCAUUUAAUGCAAUAGUUGUAAAAAAUUUUGACAAUAAAUUAUCAAACCUUGGAACUGAUAUGGAAUUGAGAAAUACUAUUAAAUAUUUAGAAACUUUAAAAUGUCAAAGUAAUAUAAGUUCUUACAUCAAAUCAACCCCUUAUAAUGGUCAGUGA
Entrophospora candida is the source of this 717-nucleotide messenger RNA. The record is from the annotation of a GenBank genome assembly. Lineage: Eukaryota; Fungi; Glomeromycota; Glomeromycetes; Entrophosporales; Entrophosporaceae.